AUGAAGGGCCUCGUGAUCUCCGCCGUCAUGGCCGCAAUUUGGUCCAUGGCCGAGGGAAUGCCAGCCGUGGACGCGCAAGGCGAACUUGAAGCACGGCAGGGUUUCAGCCAAUUUUUGCUCAGUUGUCAUCCCGACUACGAGCAAGACUGCCUGGGCCCUUGCGCCACAUACUGUGAUCGUUUUGGGGACGUCAAGAGCAACUGCAAUAUCUGCCGGAGAGCCGCGUGCACCUGCGACCCAUUGCUGAUGGGCUGUAGACCAUACCCCGACCUCAUCUGUGCUAAAGGGUCGGAGGAUGCUGCGGGAGAAGAUGCGGAAGGGGUGGUGAAAUCCGAAAAAUCGUGGCCGGCGGAAAUCGAGGCAGGAGAGCCGGCUGAGAUUGAUACGGUCGAUUUUGAUCUGACAGAGGCUACUUAA
Molecule: messenger RNA, 417 nt
Organism: Scedosporium apiospermum
Lineage: Eukaryota; Fungi; Ascomycota; Sordariomycetes; Microascales; Microascaceae
Exons: 2
Coding region: 1-417 (138 amino acids)
Source: RefSeq, a predicted model, not a curated record